Messenger RNA from Galeopterus variegatus (Sunda flying lemur), 3628 nucleotides. It is a transcript of the gene PLS1, whose product is annotated as plastin 1. Gene Ontology annotation, biological process: actin filament bundle assembly; actin filament network formation. Gene Ontology annotation, cellular component: cytoplasm; actin filament; actin filament bundle. The transcript has 16 exons. Gene Ontology annotation, molecular function: actin filament binding; calcium ion binding. NCBI's taxonomy places the organism in Eukaryota, Metazoa, Chordata, Mammalia, Dermoptera, Cynocephalidae. The coding region runs from base 83 to 1975 and encodes 630 amino acids. The record is from RefSeq and is a predicted model, not a curated record.
GAGCGGGAGCGGGGGCUGCAGCGUGCACGGCCGGACGGCCACGCAGAUAUAAAGACCUGAAGGUAGUCUUUCUUGUCUGAAGAUGGAAAACAGUACCACUACCAUUUCUCGGGAGGAGCUUGAAGAACUAAAAGAGGCAUUUAAUAAAAUAGAUAUUGAUAACAGUGGGUAUGUCAGUGACUAUGAACUCCAGGACCUGUUUAAGGAAGCAAGCCUUCCCCUGCCUGGCUACAAGGUACGAGAGAUUGUGGAGAAGAUUCUAGCAGUUGCAGACAGCAACAAAGACGGCAAAAUCAGUUUUGAAGAGUUUGUGUCACUAAUGCAAGAAUUAAAAAGCAAGGAUAUCAGCAAAACAUUCCGAAAAAUAAUUAACAAGAGGGAAGGGAUUACUGCUAUUGGAGGAACUUCACCCAUUUCCAGUGAGGGCACACAGCACUCUUAUUCAGAGGAAGAAAAGGUGGCUUUUGUGAACUGGAUAAACAAAGCCUUAGAGAAUGACCCUGACUGUAAGCAUCUUUUACCCAUGAAUCCCAAUGAUGGCAGUCUUUUCAAAUCGCUUGCAGAUGGCAUCCUUCUUUGCAAAAUGAUCAACUUAUCUGAACCGGAUACAAUUGAUGAAAGAGCCAUUAACAAGAAAAAGCUCACCCCUUUCACUAUUUCUGAAAAUUUAAACCUAGCCCUGAAUUCUGCCUCAGCCAUUGGUUGUACAGUGGUCAACAUUGGCGCACAAGAUCUCCAAGAAGGAAAACCUCACCUGGUCUUGGGACUUCUCUGGCAAAUCAUCAAAGUUGGUCUUUUUGCUGAUAUUGAGAUUUCCAGGAAUGAAGCUUUGAUUGCAUUGCUAAAUGAAAGUGAGGAACUAGAAGAGCUAAUGAAGCUUUCUCCUGAGGAAUUACUGCUGCGAUGGGUGAAUUACCAUCUGACCAAUGCAGGAUGGCGGACUAUCAACAACUUCAGCCAAGACAUUAAGGAUUCAAGAGCUUAUUUUCAUCUGCUAAAUCAGAUUGCCCCUAAAGGUGAACGGGGAGAUGGACCUGCCAUUACCAUUGACCUUUCAGGAUUUAAUGAGAAAAAUGACCUGAAGCGUGCUGGACUCAUGCUUCAAGAAGCAGAUAAACUGGGCUGCAGACAGUUUGUUACUCCUGCAGAUGUGGUUGCAGGCAAUCCUAAACUUAAUUUAGCUUUUGUAGCUAAUCUGUUUAACACAUACCCAUGCCUACACAAGCCUGAUAAUAAUGACAUCGAUAUAAAUUUAUUGGAAGGAGAGAGCAAAGAGGAGAGGACGUUUCGGAACUGGAUGAAUUCCUUGGGGGUCAACCCAUACAUUAAUCAUUUGUACAGUGACCUUGCAGAUGCUAUAGUGAUCUUUCAGCUAUACGAAAUGAUCCGAGUGCCAGUCAACUGGAGCCACGUCAACAAACCUCCUUAUCCUGCUCUUGGCGGGAACAUGAAGAAGAUUGAAAACUGUAACUAUGCAGUGGAACUUGGGAAGAAUAAGGCCAAAUUCUCUUUGGUUGGCAUUGGUGGGCAGGACCUAAAUGAAGGGAAUUCAACACUUACUCUGGCGUUGGUAUGGCAGCUGAUGAGAAGGUAUACAUUGAAUGUGUUAUCAGAUCUUGGAGAGGGCGAAAAAGUAAAUGAUGAAAUUAUUAUUAAAUGGGUCAAUCAGACUCUUAAAAGUGCAAACAAAAAAACUUCUAUUUCCAGCUUUAAGGAUAAAUCUAUUAGCACUAGUUUACCUGUUCUAGAUUUGAUAGAUGCUAUUGCACCAAAUGCCAUUCGUCAAGAAAUGAUCAAGAGAGAAAACUUGUCUGAUGAGGACAAGAUGAACAAUGCUAAAUAUGCCAUUUCAGUUGCUCGAAAGAUUGGUGCCCGGAUAUAUGCGUUACCUGAUGACCUCGUAGAAGUGAAACCAAAGAUGGUUAUGACGGUGUUUGCAUGCUUAAUGGGAAAAGGACUGAACAGAAUAAAAUAAUGAAACAGUUAAUAUGAUUUUCUGCCACAUUAACACGUUGAAUGUCUCAUAGUUUACAGAAUUCUGAAAUGUAGUGGGUAUAAAACCAGAGGUUAUUUGAAUGCUCAAAAUACUUAUAUACUCAUUAGUGAAUUCAGUAUCCUGUUCAUACUAGUUAGAAUUUGUCAACAAAGCUUUUUGGAUAACACAAUUAAUUUAUCAAUCAAUAUUGAUAAUAGGAAUAUGUUCAUUGUCAAGCUGAUUAUUUCAUGAUUAAAUUGUUUCCUGAAAGUCUUAUUAAAACAAGACUAAUUCAUUCUUUGAUCAAUACAAAAUUUUUGCAGGUUCUGCUGUGAAAUGUGUUUUGAUUGUUUUGUUAUUUAAUUUUGAUCACAAAUGUAUUCAAAAUCAUAAUGCAAGUUAAUCCUUUUAUUUUCUUCCUCCAACUACAUAAAGUGGUCUAAAACUUUAAUUUUUCUGUAAAUUUCUAUAUUGUCUAAAAUUUUAAAGUGAUAAGUAUUGCUCAUUAACAUUAAGCUUUUUUUUAUAUAUGAAAACUAAUUCUCAAAUAAACCUCAAAGUUUACACUUGUAUAAGUAGCAGGAGCUUUUUAACUCAAAACUUAAUUUUAACUGCUUUGACACUUUACGUAUUCUACUUUGGUAACAUAGUUUUAACUAUGACAUGAAGUAUAUAUAUGUUGAUGGGAUGUUAUUAGGGAAAUGUGUAUAGUAAUAUAUUUUGCACCUGAAUUUCCCAGGUUUUCUGAAAUGGUAUGUACAAUUGGUCAGUCAGCCAACCAUUAAGUAUUUAUUUUGCCCCCACAAUGUAUGUAAUGCUUUUCCGUUUGUGGAUAGCUCAUACACGAAGAUCUCUUUUACAAAUAUUCAUUUUGAAUGUGCAUACAUUUUUCAACUGAUUUCUUCCUAAUACUUUACGUAAACAUUGACUAGAACAUCCCAAGAUAUGUUGACACUAUCCUGUUAGCUUCAUAUUACACUUGCUAGUUUAGGUCUCUACUGAAUCCUUAUAUAUUUAUAAUAAGCCCAUUGACUAUUUUUAGUGGCAAGUAACAUAGAGCUAAUAUUCAAAAGAGUAUUUUCACUUUUUUUUUUCACAGCCUCCUACAAAUUGGCAAUGUUUGGUUAAUGCUUGUGUUACUUGGGAAUAGGUAAAGCUUGAAACCUAUUGUUUUCUUAAUUUUUAGCAGUAGACUAAUUUUUCUGCUAACAAUUGAAUCCAGAAAUCUAUUUCCUCCAUAUUCCACUGUUAGUGCCAGUAAGCAAUAAUGCUGUGCAACAAAAAUGCUGUCACUUUAUCUCUGUAUAUGAGUAGUCUAAAUCCCCCUUCUACCAUUGAUUAAAACAUCCUUGUUGGUAAGAGUGAGACUGCCCAUGUGUUUAGAAUAGAAUUUUUUUUUAAUGAAAUGAUCAACAGGUGGAAUUCUGAAAUAUAUUCUUCUACAAAAGAGAUUUCUUUCCCUUUUAUAUUUUGAAGAUUGUUCUCUUGUAUGAAGAUUGAUAUGUUCUUGCUCUUUUAUGAGAUUAUUUAAAUCAUGUUUCCCCCUUUGAUUUUUUUCACCAUUAUAUUUACUAAGUUAUCUGACACGAAAUUUGGCACUUUAGUGUGUUCUUUUUCUCACAAAGUAUGUUUAAUAAAAAUCCUGUGUAUGGA